AAGAUGGUGGCGCUCGCAACAAUGUCUACCUUUUUUCAUAUCCUGAACAAGUGGGCUACCGAUGUGAGGAUAGCAAUCACUAUCUUCUGGGUUGUUUCCUGUGGGCUAUUAGUUUACCGUUUGUUAAAGCCUCGAAGAAUUUUCAUGGUGGGAUUUUCCUGCUUCAAGCCUGCAGAUGACAUGAAAUGCAACUACGAACUCUUACAGUAUUUGGCAAUGAGGACUGAAAAGUUCAGUGACAAGAGCGUAGAGUUUAUGAAGAAUAUUUACCUGAAAUCAGGCAUUGGCGAGGAAACAUACUUUCCACCCUUCUUCUUCAAAGAGGAUCCAGUGGAAACUCUGGAAGCAGCUCGAGAGGAAGCAGAAAUAGUCAUUUUUGGGGCAGUGGAUGAGGUGUUUGAGAACACCGGCUUAAGGGGCAAAGAUAUCGACGUAGUGGUGGUCGCAUGUAGCAUGUACAGCGCAUCCCCAUCUCUCGCUGCCCUGCUCGUUUACCGCUACGGUAUGAAAGAGGACGUCAAAAUCCUGAAUUUUGCCGGCAUGGGGUGCAGCUCUGGUGUCAUAGCAAUUCAAACAGCCAGUGACUUGCUUAGAACAUGUUCUAGAAGUGGGUAUGCUCUGGUUGUCAUAACGGAGAAUAUUACUCUCAAUACUUAUUAUGGUGAGAACAGAUCCAUGCUUGUCACCAACUCUAUUUUUAGAGUGGGUUGCUCUGCUGUAGUAUUGUCUAGCAGGGCAGGGGAUAGAAGCCGGUCUAAGCUGGAGCUUCUUCAGACUCUGCGAACCCACAGAGGGGCAGAUGAUAAGUCUUACCGGGCAGCAUUCCAGGAGGAGGAUGAAGAUGGCCAUGUGGGUAUAUCGCUUACCAAGGAUCUUAUCAGAGUGGCCGGUGAAGGCCUCCAUGAUCAUAUCAGAUCUUUGGCUCCGAUGGUUCUGCCAUAUUCAGAGCAGCUGAAAUAUGUGUUGUCUCUUGUGGGUAUUUAUUUUCUGAGCAUGGAGAUUAAGCCUUACGUUCCAGAUUUUCGUCAGGCUUUUGACCAUUUCUGUAUUCACACCGGUGGAAAGGCCGUGAUAAACAAGAUCAGUGGAAGCCUACGGCUGAGUGAGUAUUUGGUCGAGCCUGCGCGCAUGGUUCUGCAUAGGUUUGGCAAUACCUCGAGCAGCUUGGUGAUGUAUCAGUUGGCUUAUUUUGAAGCCAAGAAGCGGAUCAAGAAAGGAGAUAAAGUGUGGAUGAUUGCAUUUGGUACUGGAUUCAAAUGUAAUUCCAUUGUUUGGAAGGCUCUUUGUGAUUUGGGUCCUUCUCAGAGUGGGAAUCCCUGGGUUGAUGUUGUUCACCGAUACCCAGUUUGUUGAUUUUGUUGGAUUCCUGUGAUCUUCCGUGGAUACCCAGUUUGUUGUUCGUUUGAUAUGUCUUGAUUUAAUCCGUAAUUGAAGCCAAUAAUUUUGCUGUC
Messenger RNA from Cryptomeria japonica (Japanese cedar), 1451 nucleotides. RefSeq names its product 3-ketoacyl-CoA synthase 11. The transcript has a single exon. The record is from RefSeq and is a predicted model, not a curated record. NCBI's taxonomy places the organism in Eukaryota, Viridiplantae, Streptophyta, Pinopsida, Cupressales, Cupressaceae. Gene Ontology annotation, molecular function: acyltransferase activity, transferring groups other than amino-acyl groups. The coding region runs from base 4 to 1353 and encodes 449 amino acids. Gene Ontology annotation, biological process: fatty acid biosynthetic process. Gene Ontology annotation, cellular component: membrane.